This is a messenger RNA of Nicrophorus vespilloides, 465 nucleotides long. RefSeq lists its product as uncharacterized. Gene Ontology annotation, molecular function: nucleic acid binding. The record is from RefSeq and is a predicted model, not a curated record. NCBI's taxonomy places the organism in Eukaryota, Metazoa, Arthropoda, Insecta, Coleoptera, Silphidae. The coding region runs from base 1 to 465 and encodes 154 amino acids. The transcript has a single exon.
AUGCAACGAAUACUCAAAAUCGAACUCAAAGUGAAGCUUUACAAGUUCCAAAAAGGACAAGAUCUCACCGAUGUUCAAAAGAAAACUAGGCUCGAUAGAGCGAAUGAGCUGUUGCGCUUGCACGAAAACAGCCAAUUGCCAAAUAUUGGCUUAUCUGAUGAGAAAAAUUUUCUAAUUGAGAAAUUCGUAAACAAACAAAAUGAUCGAAUUUAUUUAGAAGAGAGAUCAAACGAAAAUUUAGACAUUCGAAUGGUCACAAGAAGUCAAGUAGAACCGUUUGUGAUAGUUUGGGAGGCUGUGACGGUCGAUAGACGCUUUUCGUUGGUGUUUUUGGACCGCGGCGUCAAACUUAAUGCAAAUAUCUACUGCGAAAAAGUAUUGGAAAGUAUUCUGAAGUCCUGGAAAACCAAACAUUUCAAUCAGAAAGAGUGGACGUUUCAAGAAGAUUCUGCAUCAGAGUGUUAA